Molecule: messenger RNA, 964 nt
Organism: Caenorhabditis sp. 36 PRJEB53466
Lineage: Eukaryota; Metazoa; Nematoda; Chromadorea; Rhabditida; Rhabditidae
Source: the annotation of a GenBank genome assembly
AUGCGAGUUUUUGUCCUUCUACGAUCCCUAUUCUUCCUCGUCCUCCUGACCGCUAUCUCCAUAUUUAUUGCUCACCGACGACUGUGCAUCAACUAUGCUCCACACGAUUUGGAGGUUUGGAUUCGUAAGAGAGUCAUGGAAUAAAAGUUUUCUAAGGGAAUCAUGGAGCGUUGUUCUGGCUCGCUUCACACGAUUUCUCAAGUCAACCCGGCUCCUCUGAACGAUACAAAUGCUGCUAAUGCCUCCGUCGAUACCGCCCAUCGCAGAUUCAAACGAAAUAGCUCUGCCGAAGAGGAGUUGAUUGAGCAAUGGCGUCGUCUGCCGCAUGAUACGGAGUCUAUCCGGCUCAACGUCAGAACGUGCUUUGAUGUGGGAAAAGAGCUUUAAAUCUUUCAAAAAAUAGUUUUUUUCAGUUUUCCAUCAAUGACAUUCUGACGGAUUCGGUGAAGAAGUACUCGACGAUCGUGUCUCCCCUCCGACUCACUCUCAUUCUCGUCGUAACUUCCUUUUUACUCGCAGUUAUCGAUUUGAGCUCCAGAAUCAUCAUCCACGACGUUUCCAUUGUGAGUUAAAUUUAACUCAUCCAAAAUAUUUAGAGAUGACUUUCAGAUUCAGUGUCUGGCCCACAGUUUUGUACAAGUAUCCCUUUGGGGAUACACCUUGGUGAAUAUGGAGAUGUACAGGUUGUAUUGGAGCUCUGUUAAUUUUUCAAAUGGAUCAAACUUUCAGAAGAUCAUGGACUCAAACUUGGCUGGAAACCGAGAUUGACAAGUCUGACGUGCCGAUGUACCCAAUUGAAUGGAUGGCUUUCGAACUGCACGCUUUCAUCAUCAUCAUGCUUUCGAUUCUCGACGUAGUUCUCUUCAAGUUCCUCCCUCUUCGUAUCCGUCUGCUCAACAGUCAAGGCGUCUACAGAUGCAUUCAAACAGAUGCCAAGUACAAAAACAAAGAUCUCCCAGAAUAA